This is a messenger RNA of Symsagittifera roscoffensis, 3449 nucleotides long. RefSeq names its product nuclear protein AMMECR1-like. Lineage: Eukaryota; Metazoa; Xenacoelomorpha; Acoela; Convolutidae. The transcript is spliced from 9 exons. The record is from RefSeq and is a predicted model, not a curated record. Bases 552 to 2138 code for a protein of 528 amino acids.
AUUACUUAGUUGAUUAAUUGAUAGUUUCCUUUCAGAACAAUGUCUGCUAUGUAGUGUAGCACCAUCUCAAUUUCUAUUCUAACCCGCUCCUAGUCCGGUUCGAUCGUCGUCUCCGCCACUCUUUCUUCUUCUGUUCGCUGCCAGCCAACGCCUGCUGCACAACACAGUAAAGCCCCCUCCCUUUCCUCCUAUCUGCCCAUACACAAUAUAGUUAAAAGUGCACAAUUUUGAGCCACUCUUCAAACUGAGCCACAUCACACCACAAGAGCUGCAGAUUAUUUUGGCUGUCUUAUACGAACAAGCCAAACUGAUGUGUCUGUGACCAAUUGACUGCUGGAGUUCACUGUCGUCUUAGAAAUCUCUAUUUUGUAGCUUACAAUUGUCGGAUCACCGCUUUAUAUCACUAGCAAGCUAAGCAUAUCGGACCCCUCAGCUUUAAUUCCUAGACCUCAAUCAAUCUUUGGCCAUAUUUGGAACCUUCUUCAGUCUGACGAUUAUCAGUCCAGAUUACCUUUACAAACAGUUCUACUCGGAGUUUUAUAAAUCAUAACAUGUCGUGUCUAUCGGGCGGCAGCGGGAACAACGGCAGCGCCCAGAAGAAGCAGAAAAUGUCCUCAUCCCCUGGAGCUCACGGUCAACAGCAACAACACUAUCACCAUGGCAACCAACAACAACAGAAUAACUCAAUGUACAACAAUGCACACGUGCAACAACAGCAGCAGAACUCAAAUGCAUAUACCAGGAAUACUCCCAUGGGCACUGGUGUGACGUCACCAGGAGGGUCGAGUGGGGAUAAGCUCAACUUUCACACUGGUGCUUCGUAUUCACCUGGAACUUCGUACAUGAACGGAUACGCACAAACUGGUCACCACGGACAACUCCAGCAGCAGUCUAGUGGUAGCUCCAAUAGGUUGUCCAAUGGACACAUUAGUAACGGGUUCGGGCCCACCUCUGGACACUACUCGCCCGCCAACUGCUCUGCCGGUUCCUCUCUCAGCGUAAACAUGGCGGGAAGUGUGAACUCGCGAAUAUCUCCGCAACAUUCUCGGGUGCCCAGUCAGACGUCGUCCAACAAGGCGUCCCCACCGGGCUCUGGCACAAACCACACGGGGGGUCUCUACAUGGCGGCGGCUGCACAAGUACAGCAGCAGGCUCUGUGCGAGUACCCGAAGGGCAAUUCUGUCUCGUGUUACGACAUGUGUGUCUACUGCUUCGACGUCCUCGUCAACCGACUGAAACACGACCAAGUGCCACGAGUGUCCACUCCCACUUUCGCACACGCUAACGAAAGCUUUCCUCUGUUUGUGACGUGGAAGAAUCAGGACACUCCUGAGAGCAAGGCUGUGUUGCGAGGAUGCAUAGGCACCUUCACCGACACCAAACUACACAAAGGCCUUCACGACUAUGCCUUAUCAAGUGCAUUAAAGGACAGUCGUUUCGCUCCUAUUAGUGACGACGAAAUCUCCAAACUUGUAGUAUCAGUGUCUGUUUUACUGCACUUCGAGGGAGCAGACAGUUGGGACGACUGGGAGAUCGGCCUGCAUGGCCUAAGACUAGAGAUAGAAACGGACAGGGGUCAGAAGAAAACUGCAACAUAUCUACCUGAAGUAGCCUCGGAGCAGCGCUGGACUAAAAAGCAGACGAUUGAUUCCUUGCUGCACAAGAGUGGCUACACGGGACGUAUCAACUCCGACGUCAGAAACAGAAUCAAACUGACUCGCUACAAGAGCGAGAAAGUGACUCUGUCCUAUGCAGAGUACAGGGACAGGAAAGCAUACAAACUGCAGUUGAAAAAUAACCCUCCGCAGUCAUUAGUUCUCACAAACGGUGUCUCGAACGCCCAAUCAUCCGAUGAUAGUCCUAUGAGGAACCAUCAUCAAAUGGUGAACGGCUCAGCGGCAUCAUUAGUUUCGCCAACCUCAAGCGGUGCAAAUUCGCCAAUGAAGGCGUUGUCUAUCAAUCCUACUAAGACAUCUCACAACCAACAAGCCUCCUCCUCAAGUAACUGGGGCUCCUCGGGAGUAGGAGGACAGCAGCAGAGUAGUUCUGGAGGUACAUAUCGACGCAGUGGCGGCGGAGCCUCGCCGCGGCACGGAGGCGGUCAGAGAGGAAGUAUGUCGGACAGUCAUCCCUUGUAGUAUUACAUAAUAGCUCCCAACAUUACAUAAUCGAAUUCAGUUCAAGCAUGGAAACGGACGAUAGAACGAAUAACUGAAAGAAACUAGCUUAAAGUAUCUGACAAUGUUAUCGCUAUUUGUUGAUCCAUGUUGAUGUUACUUCGCUCUGCUAACGAAUUUGAAAUAAACCUUAGUUAAAGGUAAGGUUACUACCUUACCUGCUACGAAACAAAGUUAGAGUCUAAAGGAAUGCCGAAAAUUUGUUAAAAGAUGAAAAAUAAAAUGAAACUUUAGCCAAACAUACAAAAAGGCUGCCUAUUGAAAUCGGUUUAAAUUGACACCAAGUUGUCUUUUCCAAGUGUAUUUGUGAUUAUGACUGACAAGAGUUAUCAUAGACAGCCUUUACGUUUUUCAACAAAAGGUGCUUCAAAUUUACGCCAUCCCAUCUGUAAGGAAAGUAGCCUUCCAUAAAACCGUCAAAUUUAUAUCUGUAUCUAAAAAUGCUCAAAAAUCAAACGCUGCUCUUGAAACGCUUCUGCUCAAAUCAAUCCAUCAAAGUUUACAAGUUUGUCGCCUUUAAUCUCUUUGAAAUGUAUCAUGUAUUCUACUCAGAGGUCUUUUUGACUACCCCCCCCCCCCCCCUCUCUCUCUCAUAACCACCACCUAACUAAAUUCUGACUUAUCUACUUCUGUUGAAAUCCAGUUUCUUUAUUCCUCUCAGGACUUUUUUAAGUGCCAAAUCAUUUUUGAAAGAAACUGAUGAUUGAAACCUGACGUUACAUGUUAUGUAUGAAAUGUUGCUGCUUUUAGUUAAUUGUCUUCAGUAAAAAGUAGGGUAGCUUAAGAGAUUCCCAUUCCCUCAAUAAAAAAUAAUUGGGUUCCGGAAAAAUCCAAACUUGAAGCAGACAUAAUUAGACACCCUAAAUUUGAAAGUUAUUACUAGCAAAGAAUUGGUCUUCGGAACAAUUUAAUUAAGGUACAAUUUGCCUAAAAGAUAUACGGGGCAUGCUUGCCUUUUCAAGAGACUUGCAUGCUUCCCAUUUUUUAGAGAGCCGCCUAUCAUAAUUUACCUAUGCUUAAUUCAAUAUUGAUGCUAGUGUCUUGUCUGCUGAAGUUUGGCAGUUGAGUCAACUAAUUGCUAGAAGUGCCGUAAAUAUUAUUUCAACUUUCGAAUCAAUCUUUCUCUGUAAGUACUCAAUAUUGUUUUAUCAUCGAUUAGCUUAAGACUUUUCUAUGUCUAUUAUUAGGCUUAUUUUGUUCUUGUUUCGCCAUUGACAUUCUCUUCAAUACAAAUUCAAAAUAGCAUACUGUUUAAUUGAUGUUUUUGAAAUA